Messenger RNA from Leptinotarsa decemlineata (Colorado potato beetle), 473 nucleotides. RefSeq lists its product as uncharacterized. The record is from RefSeq and is a predicted model, not a curated record. NCBI's taxonomy places the organism in Eukaryota, Metazoa, Arthropoda, Insecta, Coleoptera, Chrysomelidae.
UUUAUCAAAAUAUUACAUCCUUCAUAAAUUAGUUUUUCAAAAGGUACACAACGUUUCAUAUGGUGAUUCGAAAUCAAAUAUGAGUUGUAUUCGUUCAUUUCCGAAAUACAGCCCUAAACAUUUCAAUUAUGUUUGUUUUGUGGUUGUCAUAAUUUCAAUAAUGGCGACAUCUGGUAUUGCCGCCGUACGUAAGGUUGAUAUAGAUACGGAGCCAGUAAAACCAAUCAACGGUAGUGCUUCGGCAGAAAGGACAUUCGGGACGCCUUUGAGUUUAUUUGGUUAUCUCAGGCAAAAAUGGGCGAGGCUAUCUGUGGUUUCGAAAGACACUGGUACUGAUUGGUUCAAACCAUGGAAAGUUGAAGAAUGGCAAAAAUUGUCCUAAACGUCGCAAAAUCCUGAAAUAUGUCAAUAUUUUCUUUGUCAAGAUGUAAUAUCUGUGGUCAAAAUAAUAACAGAUCCUCACGUGACAUUAA